Messenger RNA from Nymphalis io (European peacock), 1079 nucleotides. RefSeq names its product hemicentin-1-like. Lineage: Eukaryota; Metazoa; Arthropoda; Insecta; Lepidoptera; Nymphalidae. Gene Ontology annotation, biological process: synapse organization. Gene Ontology annotation, cellular component: neuron projection membrane. The coding region runs from base 177 to 1079 and encodes 300 amino acids. The record is from RefSeq and is a predicted model, not a curated record. The transcript has 7 exons.
GUUCCACCGCGUCGGGACUGCCGCUCCCCGCUCUCCCCUCACGUCAAAAUAACUAAUUGAUUAACACCUUAACAACACGAACGAAUAUGGCGUAAAGUUUACACCACCCAAUAAACUUUAAUCAACUUUCCGGAACCACUUUUAAGUGAUGUGCUUAGAUAAGUAGGUGGUGAAACAUGGGACAAGUGGCAAGUGGAGCCAAAUCCGCAUUGUGGAUAUCUCUUCUGCAUGGAUGCCUUUUUCUCAUUGCUGGUUCCGGCACAGAUGCUCCAUUAGAUAACACGACAAUGGAUAUUUCAUCAAAGAAGUUCCGUUCUGAAUUCCUCCAAGAGUGGCACGGUGCUCAGGAUGCUCCAUAUUUUGAUCCUAGUACACCAAGAAAUAUUACUGGACUGGUUGGGCAUCCAGUUAGAUUAUUGUGCAGAGUUAAAAAUCUACAAAAUAGAACUGUUUCGUGGGUACGACAUCGCGACAUUCAUUUAUUGACAGUAGGUCGGUACACUUAUACAUCGGACCAACGUUUUGAAGCUCAACACAAGCCAAGAUCUGAAGAGUGGGCGCUCCGUAUACGCAGUCCACAGCGUCGAGAUUCAGGCCAGUAUGAAUGUCAAAUAUCAACAACACCGCCGAUUGGUCAUCCCGUUUUUCUUAAUAUUGUUGAACCAGAAACAACGAUAUCAAGCGGUGCAGAAUUAUUCAUACAGGCGGGAUCGACUAUUAAUCUAACUUGUACUGUACGGCAUACCCCCGAACCACCCACCUCAAUAACAUGGACUCACGGAGAUCAGAUAAUAAACUUCGAUUCAGCUAGAGGUGGAAUAUCGUUGGUGACGGAAAAAGGUCUUAAGAGCACCAGUCGCCUACUUGUUCAACGAGCGAGAGGAUCUGAUGCCGGAGCCUAUUCAUGUGGACCGAACAAUGCUCCCCCAGCUUCAAUCAGAGUACAUGUAUUAUCCGGUGAACAUCCAGCAGCGAUGCAGCAAGGCUGUGCAAUAUCAUGUCUAGAUUUAUCAUUGUCAGUUGUUGUAUCUUUAUUAACUAUAUAUACUUUAUUGCCUCAACAAUUAUUUGGAUCGUGA